AUGCAUAAAAACUCAUCGAGACGUAGGAGUCAGAAGGAUGAGAAGCAGAAGAAGAAGGGGGAGGGAAGCUGCUCGAGAAGCACGGCGUCGUCCCAUCCGGCCACAGGCAUCUACUCGACGGACCUCUUCUCGGACUCUGCGUACACGUACUCAAGCUCCACCUAUUCGAAGAAGGUCGUCGAGGAGAAUGGAAAACGUUCGGAGACGGAAGAGUACGAUUCCAUGGAAGAGUAUGAGGUGGACUUCCCGCCGGUCGAGCUGAAAAUGCCACGUCAUCGGAGACACAAUCAUCACUCGAAACGAAGAAAUGAGCAGGCCGCGAUCGCUUCGAAGAGUUUGGACAGACGGGGAGUGUACGAGGAGCUGCCGAGCGGAAGGUGAGAUUAUUUGGAAGGCAAAAUGAUCUGCAAUCUAUUCCAGUUCCAGCGCGCAUUCCAACCGCACUUCCUCGUUCUACUCCCCCUCCAUCGCUUCCCAAUCAUCGACCUACCAGUCCUACAACUCGCAGAAUCGCCUGCAAUCCAUCGGAAACAUCUUCUCCUCGCUCAUCGGCUUCUUCCAGAACAAUCCGGUAGAUAUGCUUCGCCCUUUUUCUCUGAAUUAUAAUCGAAACUGUUCAGAACAUGACAAAGUUCCUGCUCGGAGUCACUCUGUGCUACGUGGUCGUGUGCAAUCUGGAGAUUCUGAUUCCCAAAGUCAUUUCGAUGAUCGUGCGACUCCUGUAUCCGUGGGCUCGCUACUCCGCAGUCGUCGCCGAGCAGUUCUUCAGCACCAUCGCCAAUGUGUUCACUCGAAUGGACGCUGUCAUUUAUGUACCUUUUCCCCUCUGGUUUCAUACAAUUUCAGUGUUCUGUUUUCAGGCGACGUACUGCGAGUUCGCCGCCAAGUACUGCCGUUCCCGCCGUCUCAUGUGUGACGUCACGUGCUCGUUCGUCGACCACGUGCUCUCCCAGUCUCGCCCGAAUCUCGCCCCGAUCCCUCAGAACUGA
Messenger RNA from Caenorhabditis sp. 36 PRJEB53466, 989 nucleotides. The record is from the annotation of a GenBank genome assembly. Lineage: Eukaryota; Metazoa; Nematoda; Chromadorea; Rhabditida; Rhabditidae.